Apis laboriosa (Himalayan honeybee) is the source of this 4228-nucleotide messenger RNA. RefSeq names its product serine proteinase stubble-like. Gene Ontology annotation, biological process: proteolysis. The record is from RefSeq and is a predicted model, not a curated record. Lineage: Eukaryota; Metazoa; Arthropoda; Insecta; Hymenoptera; Apidae. The coding region runs from base 752 to 4228 and encodes 1158 amino acids. Gene Ontology annotation, molecular function: serine-type endopeptidase activity. The transcript is spliced from 9 exons.
AUACGAUACGGAAUCGAAGAGAAAAGAGAGAAAGAAAGAGAAAGAAGGUGGACCUUCAGAAGAGGCGCGUGAAAUCACCGGUAUUCUUCCUGGCGGGAGACGACACGUGGUUUCUGCAGGCACGCGGCUCCCUACUCUCCACCACGAGUUCCUCGUCCACGCUGGACGCAAUCAGCCGAUCCUCAAAGCGCGACCGGUAGUCGUACCGCGUGCACGUGGAGCUCUCCCAUCAACCGAUUAUCGCCCAUCGAUCUCCGUCUCGUCCGCGCAGCAGGAUCUAACGUCCAGUUGGCGCGUGAUCGUACCUACGAUGAUCGUACGCCCGGCCUUGCUCGAUCUCGAUGAUCCAUGACCCCGAUCGUAAACCCCGUCGCGUAAAUUUUGAAACAGUCGGGAAAUAGUCGCGGAAAUUUUCUCGAUAUCGAUAUCGUGAGCGUAUUUGUGAAUCGACUUCCGUGGAAAAGCCGUGGGUCGGUGGUUCGUGGUGAAUCACUGUUUUGGGGCCGGCCUACCAUCCAGCCAUCCGGCCAGACUGGAUCCGACCGGAUUUCACCUUUCGACCAGAAGAACAGAAGGGAUACAGGGUGGUUCCUCGGAGUUCAGUGGCACAUGUGAUCGUGAUCGAGAGAGCUGCUCCAGUGUUCUCGCGCGGGGGCCAGCAGCGGUUUUUGUCCUCCAGUUUUGGAUCUUGAGGAAUGGACGGCCAAGAAUGAAGAAAGGGUGAACGUUCGGCUGCGUAGAACGGAUCAGGAUGCGGUGGAUCGGUUACGUGGCCACAAUUCUCUGGUGGUCGGGCAUCGCCAGGUCCCUGAGCACGCUGAAUCGAGGUCACAGUUACAAAAUCACCCCGAAACCCUGUCGAGCCCCGGGUCCAGAGUCCAAGGAGGGCACCUGCAUGUUCGUGUGGGAGUGCAUCAAGUCUGAGGGCACGCACGUGGGCGUGUGCGUGGACACGUUCAUGUUCGGCAGCUGCUGCGUGCACAACACGACGACGAACGCGAUCACCGUCUCCAAUCACCACCAUCACCACCAUCAUCAUCAACAAGCAUCCUCUUUGGACCCAUUGAGGCCGACCCUGGCCGAGGCGCUGGGCAACGAGUCGACCAGGCCCACGCUCACCUCCCUCUCCAGCUUCCUCGUCACGGACACGAGCACCGCCAGGCCGAGUUACCAUCCAUCCGAGACGCUCGAGUCUUCCGGAGGGUCCGGCAGACCGCACAAACCGCUGCCGGCCGGUUCCGCUAGGCCGCUGCAAAAAAGACCGCACGCGAAACCCGCGAACGAUCACAAGGACAGGGUCCAAACCUCUGCGGUUCCCGCCUCCUCGUCGAAUUUCUGGGAGAAAGGGUCCCAGAGUUCCCCAGAAAUUUGGGAGAAGGGCUCUCAUAGCACCAAAAGACCAGGAUCCUCUGAUUCUUGGGAGAAGGGUUCUCAGAGCACCAAGAGACCGAGCUCUCCUGAAUCUUGGGACAAGGAGUUUCCAAGUACCAAGAGACCAGAACUCUCCGAAGCUUGGGAGAAGAACACUCAUAGCACCAAAAGACCAGGCCCCCCUGAAGUUUGGGAAAAGAAUACUCAUAGUACCAAAAGACCAGGAUCCUCUGAAGUUUGGGAAAAGAAUACUCAUAGUACCAAAAGACCAGAAUCCUUUGAAGUUUGGGAGAAGAACACUCAUAGUACCAAAAGACCAGGAUCCUCUGAAAUUUGGGAGAAGAAUACCCACAGCACCAAAAGACCAGGAACCUCUGAUGUGUGGGAGAAGAACACUCACAGUACUAAAAGACCAGGAACCUCUGAUGUUUGGGAGAAGAACACUCACAGUACUAAAAGACCAGGUUCCUCUGAAGUUUGGGAGAAGAAUACUCAUAGUACCAAAAGACCAGGAUCCUUUGAAGUUUGGGAGAAGAACACUCACAGUACCAAAAGACCAGGAAUCUCUGAAGUUUGGGAGAAAAAUACUCAUAGCACCAAAAGACCAGGAACUUCUGAAGUUUGGGAGAAGAACACUCAUAGCACCAAAAGACCAGGUUCCUCCGAAUCUUGGGAGAAAGGGUCUUUGAGCACGAAGAGACCAAGCUCUUCUGAAUCUUGGGAGAAAGAGUUUCAAAGUACCAAAAGACCAGAAUUACCUAAUGUUUGGGAAAAAGGUUCUCAGAGCACUAGGAGACCUGGCUCCUCUGAAAUUUGGGAGAAGGGAUCUCAAAGUACCAAAAGACCUGCAUCCUCUGACAAUUCGGAAAAGGGAUCUCAAAGCACGAAAAGACCUGUAUGGGAGGAGAAUAAUCAGGAUUCGAAGAGACCUGGUCAUCAUGACUUCUCGAGUCUUCAAAAACCGAGACCGGAAAGUGACCAACACACGGUUGUCAAAGAGAAAGACACGACGCAUGAAGGCUUUCAGAAUCAUCAUCAGGGAUACAAAGAUAAGAUAGAUACGGGACUGAAUACAUUGGUGAUUAGGUUACCUGGAAAAGAGCAUGCGUCUAACGAAGAUGAAGGCAUCAGGCCCAACAGGCCUAACAACCAAAGACCAUCCGAGUCGAGGCCCGACGAUAGUAAAACGGAAGAGGCUGAUUUGAGCGUUCAGGAAUCGAUUCAUAGACCGAGUGUUAAUUCGGUUGAUGAAAAUGAAUCAGCCAAGGAUCCUCAUCCGAGCUUGAACUUCAUUCACACGGAACGUCCACAAUGGGCUACCAAACCGGUAUCCCCCAAACCGACCACAGACUUCUCGAAACCGUACUUCUCGAUCAAGACGACAACUUAUCGGCCGAUCCUGAUGAACGAGCAACCGGAUACCAGGCCGAACUUCGUCUCGAAACCCAAUGGCCCGAGCACAACCGUGAAAACUUCGACCACAAUCAGACCGUCACACUUGAGCGGCCAAUCCACCACCAGCGCAGCCGGAUCCUUGCCACAAACCUCUCACUGGCAUGUGACCACUGAACCGGUGUUCGUCACGAAGCAGAGACCGUCCUUGUCCACCAAGCCGAUGAGUUCCCUCGAGACGGUCAAACCGUUGACCAGCAGCUCCCAUUUCUGGUCAGAGAACAGUUGGACACCGCCAAGGCCGUCCUUGAAACCGCAUUGGACGGACAAUCCUAGCCUCCUUCAGAAUGGGCCUGAAGCGUUUCCACCACGGCCGAGCUUCAAACCGACCGAACCACAAGAAAACACAGAGUUCCACAAGCCGCUCGGCGCCGCGCAUUACAUCACCACGUCCCACUUCGAGACCUCCGCAAGGCCCAGACCCACGAAGAAAACCACCACGUCCACCACGACCACCACCAGCACCACCACCAGUACCACCACCACCACCACCACCACCACCACGACCACGACCACCACGACGACCACCACGACACCAAAACCCGAUACGACCGUGUCCACGACCGAGGCGGUCGCGAAAACUGGAUCGGUGUUGACCGUCUCUGCCGCAACCGAGAGCAAGGGCAUGCAGUGCGGGGUACCGCCUCUGUUUCCACGACCCGAGACCAGGAUCGUUGGAGGCAAGGACGCGCCGUUCGGUCGAUGGCCUUGGCAGGUAUCCGUCAGGCGCACCUCGUUCUUCGGCUUCUCGAGCACCCAUCGAUGCGGCGGCGCGGUGUUGAACGAGAACUGGAUCGCGACCGCGGGACACUGUGUCGAUGACCUGUUGACCUCGCAGAUCCGGAUCAGAGUAGGCGAGUACGAUUUUUCGUCGGUGCAAGAGCGACUGCCGUACGUGGAACGCGGAGUGGCCAAGAAGGUGGUCCAUCCGAAGUAUAAUUUCUUCACUUACGAAUACGAUUUGGCGUUGGUUCGAUUGGAAAGCUCGUUGACCUUCGCUCCGCAUAUCUCGCCGAUUUGUCUGCCGGCCACUGAUGAUCUUCUCAUCGGCGAGAACGCGACCGUCACCGGUUGGGGAAGAUUGAGCGAGGGUGGCACCCUGCCAUCCGUGUUGCAAGAGGUUUCCGUGCCCAUAGUGAGUAACGAUAGGUGUAAGUCAAUGUUCCUGAGGGCUGGGAGACACGAGUUCAUACCGGACAUCUUUCUUUGCGCCGGAUACGAGAGCGGGGGCCAAGAUUCUUGUCAGGGCGAUUCGGGUGGACCUCUGCAAGUGAGAGGGAAAGACGGCCGAUAUUUCCUCGCGGGCAUCAUAUCCUGGGGAAUCGGAUGCGCGGAGGCGAAUUUACCAGGGGUGUGCACGAGGAUCUCCAAGUUCGUCCCAUGGAUCCUGAAGAACGUCACUUGA